Messenger RNA from Selaginella moellendorffii, 6390 nucleotides. RefSeq names its product nuclear-pore anchor. Lineage: Eukaryota; Viridiplantae; Streptophyta; Lycopodiopsida; Selaginellales; Selaginellaceae. Bases 66 to 6242 code for a protein of 2058 amino acids. The record is from RefSeq and is a predicted model, not a curated record. Gene Ontology annotation, cellular component: nuclear pore. Gene Ontology annotation, molecular function: structural constituent of nuclear pore. The transcript has 47 exons. Gene Ontology annotation, biological process: mRNA export from nucleus; protein import into nucleus.
ACCACUCUUUCAUGAGGUUUUAGGGUUCUACUACUAGGGUUCUUUGUAGGGGGAGCGCGCAAGCAAUGCCGCUCUUCAUCACCGAUGAGGAGCUCGAGCAGCUCGGUGGUGAUGUAGCGGCGGUGGUGCGCAAGGCGGACGAUGUCGUCCGCAAUCAGCAGGUCCAGCUUGAGACAGAGAAGGCUCGGGCGGACGCGGCCAGAAUCAAUGCCGAGCAGACGUGCGCGCUGGUGGAGCAAAAGUAUGUGGCGCUUAUGGAUCAGGUGGCUAGGCUGGAGAGCGAGAAGGCGCAGCUCCGCCUGGCGCUGGAGAAUAAAUCGUCCGAGCAUGCUGCAGCCCAGGCGAGAGUGCAUCAGUUGGAGCUCGAGCUGAUGAAACGAGACAGCGAUCUCGAGACUAGGGAGUUGGAGAUUAGUGAGCUUCACAAGUCGCGGAAAACAAUACUGGACGUUGUCGAGAAGAAGAACUUGGAGUUGGAUGAGAAGAACGAAUCCUCAAAUCAAUUGCUUGAGAAAGUGCUUGCUCUCACCCAAGAGAAGAGUGGGCUAGAGAGUAGAGUUCACGAACUUAUGGCCGAGCUCACCCGAUCACGGGCACAAGAAGCUCGAGUAACACAGGAAAAGGAUAUUUUUGCUGAGCAUAAUUCCUGGCUUGCUGAAGAGCUCACAACGAGGUCUGCCAACUUGCUGGAAGAGCGAAACCGAAAUGCACAAUCGGAGGCUGAGUUGCAAACCAAGAAUAUGGAGUUUGAAAGGGCUGCCAAGGAGAAAGAAGACGCUCUGGUACGAAGUCAAGCUCGUGUGAAAGAUCUGGAAACGGAAAAACAUGGAUUAAUUGAAGAAUUGCGAUUUGUCAAAGAGGAUGCUGCCGUUAAAGAAGAACAUUUAUCAAUUGAAGUUACCACUGCAUCAAAGCUGGCCGAACUUUAUAAACAAAGUUCCGAGGAGUGGUCUAAGAAAGCAAACGAUUUUGAAGGAGUUAUUAAAGCGUUGGAGGCGCAUUUGAAUCAAACUAAAGAGGAGCUUGAAGAGCAAAUUCAAAAGGAGGUGGCUGCUCGAGAGGCUUCUGAAAAGGAACUAUCCACUGCGAAAGAAAACUUUGAAAAGAGGAUACUUGAAUUACAGCAAGUAAAAAGUAUUGAUAAAGGUUUUCUAGACCUGGAUGCGGAUGCCGGCCAGCUGCUCUUACAGCAUCACAAUGAUUCGUCCGAGUUUCAUGGAGUGUCUGGAACGGCUCUUGCGGCCACACUUCUCCGGGAUGGAUGGACGCUUGGGACUGUUUACAGCAAAUAUCAGGAAGCUACAGACGCCUGGCGACACGAACGACAUGAAAGAAACCGUUGCCAAGCUUUAUUGGAUCGGGUUCUUCAUGAGAUUGAGGAGAAAGCUGCAUUGAUUCUUGGAGAACGAGCGGAGUAUACCAGAAUGCUUGAUGCAUACGGAAUUAUGGAGGAGAAACUGAAAUUGUCUAUGUCCGACCAAGCGGCUUUGGAAAAUUCCGUCAGGGAGUUGAAAGCUGAACUGCGGAGGAAAGAACGAGACUUGAAGGGCGCCACAAAAGACGUUUCUGAUCUUCAGUCUCAGGUUGCGGUUCUUCUUAAGGAGUGUCUAGAUAUCCAGAAACGUUUUGGAGUUGGAGGUGAUGAUUCAAAUAUGGACGAGGCUUCAACGGCGGGUGCUCUUGUACCGGAUAAAAGUUCUUCGGAUGCUGUUAUAUCGGAUAAACUGUUGACGUUCAAGGAUAUCCAUGGCUUGGUGGAGCACAACACCAAGCUUCGUGCCCUUGCACGUGUUCUGGCGGAACAAAAUGAAAAGAAGGAGCAAGAACUAAGAGAAGAAUUUGAGUCUCGCCUCAAAGGUCGAAUAGACGAAGCAUCUGAGAAAGUAGCCAUGGUGCUGAAAAGGGCUGAGGAGCAGGCUCAAAUUAUUGAAUCGCUUCAGGGAACUGUUGGGAUGUAUAAAAGACUCUAUGAAGAGGAGCGAGGGAUUCGUUCUACAUUCGCAGUAACACCUGGAGCACGUUCUUUAGAUGGUGAUGGACGGGAUGUAAGGAGCCUAAUGGAAACGUCACAUGAUGAAUGUCGUAGGCAGCUCAAUGCUGCUCUGGAGCAGAUGAAAACAGUUGAAGGGGAGUUGAGCCAAACCAGGCAUAGUCUUACUUCGGCUCGUGUUGAAUGCGCUCGAUUCGAGGCGGAGGCAACCUUUGCAAAGGAAAAGCUGGCGUCAUUGACGCGAGAGUCUGAAAGUCAGCGAUUACAAACGAACUCAAUACUCGAGAGAAACGUGGAGCUUUCUCAAUCUGUAACUGAUUACCAGCGUAGGCUCAGAGAAAGCACUCAAAACGUCAAAAGAGCCGAAGAUGAAGCAAGAAGACUCUCGAUAGAGGUUUCUGUUCUUGAGCGCGAGAAAGCUCUGCUGGAAUCUGCCGAAAAACGGGCUUCUCAGGAAGUAUCGCAGUUGUCCGAUCGAGUACAUCGUUUGCAGGCAACACUAGAUACCAUUGAAACUACAAAUGAAGUUCGCGAGGGAGCCUGGACAGCGGAAAAGAAAAAACUGGAGGAUGACGUGAAUCGAAUGCAGAGGGAAUGGGUCGAUGCGAAGCAUAAACUAGAACUUGAGCGUAAUUAUGCACGUAGCAUUACAUCUGAACGGGACAAGGCCAUGGAGCGCAGAGAGGCAUUGGGUCUAGAACUCAAAGAAGCGCUUGCAGCGUUGUCAGCAUCAGAAACACGUGCGAAGGUUGCUGAGGUUCGCAGUCUGGAACUUGAGGCCAACCUCAGAAGGGCAGAUGAGAAGAUUAUGGCUGUCGUUGCCGGUGGAAAGCAAAUUUCUGGAUCGGAAGAUAUGGAGAACAACGUACUGGUCACCCUUCAACAUGCUCGUGAAGAACUAGAAACGCUUAGGGAGGAGUUACUUGCCUCAAAAACCCACGUUGAGCAGUAUAAAAAUAUUGCGCAAGCUAAUGAAGAGGCGUUAAAGAAGAUGGAGGAGGCACAUUCGAAGUUCAAAGAGGAGGCCACGAAAUCAAAGGACAUUGUGGACUCAGAAUUGAAGAUACUGCAGAAGCAUCUUUCUGAGGUGGAGUCGCAUUCCCUGGAAAAGGAAAGAGAAGAUGGGCAGCUUAAUGCUAAUAGAGAAGCGGAACUUCGAAACGCUUUGAAGGAAGUGGCUUCUCUAAAGAACGCGGAGGCGCUAAAAGAAGGCGCGAUACAGCAAGCGGAAGAGCGAAUUAAAGUUUUGAAAGAGGAUCUAAGAAAAGAGCAUCAACGUUGGCGGGAAGCCCAGAAUAAUUACGAAAGACAGGUUUUGUUGCAAGCGGAUACUAUUCGCGAGCUGAGUGCGGUGAAUGAGCAACUAGCGAACCUCGAACAGCAGGAGAACAAGUAUUGUGAAAAGGCCGAAAGAGCAGAAGCAGAACUGGAAUCUGUGAAAGUAACUUUCUUCAUGGAGAAGGCUUCGCUAGAUGCGCAUAAAGCUGAUAUGGAAAAACGUUUGCAGGAGCUCGAUGAACAGAAUCGUUUUCUUUUGGAUCGCUUGGAAGCGAAGCAUAUAACCUCAGCCGAGAAGGACCGCAGGGCCUCGACGAGUGCUGAUGUGGAUGACGAAAAUCAUGAGGAGCCCGAGCUGCAGCGUGUAGUGCAGUAUUUGCGAAGAGCAAAAGAAGCGGCGGAUACGGAGAUUUCUUUACUUAAACAAGAACGAGUCCGUCUAUGUAAACAGUUUGAGGCAGCAUCCCGUUCUGCGGAAGAAGCUCAAACGAAACUACGUCAACAUCAUGAAAAUCUUCGUGCUAGUGUGUAUACUGAUGAGGAAUUUCGGGCGCUUCAGGCACAGGUUAUGGAGACGAAUAUCUUGCGCGGCAACAAUGGGCAGCUUCAGGAGGAAAUUAAGAGAGUCCUUGAUGAGAAUAAGGAAUUGCAAGGGAGGUUUCAAAAACUUGAAGAGGAGAAUGAAUCCCUUAAAAGAACUGUAACGGAAUUGCAACUCGAACUUCACGCCCGUGCACAAGAAGUGGAAGUCUCAAAAGCCGAAACUCGUCGCUGGGAACAAAGAUGUACUCAGAUGUUGGAGAAGUACAAGUCUCUAGAUGUCGAUGAUUAUGAAAGAGUGAAGGCUUUGCUGGUACAGACACAGGAACGAAUUGGCUCAGAGACGUCGAUGUGGCGCGAAACCAUCGCAAAGUAUGAACAGGAGCUUGCUCUAAGAACCGAGACUCAAGCAGAAUUAGAGCGAAGGUUUCAAGAUGCUGUAAAAUUAGAGGCGUCUCUGAGAGCCGAAGUCGAGAGAAACAGGAAGAUCUUGACCCAAACGAAGCGGAAAUAUGAGAAGGACAGAGAAGUGAUGCAAAAAGAAAUUGAAGAACUCAAGUCCGGCAAGUUGCCGGUGCAUCAAGAAGCGCUCGAGGCAUGCCAAAAGGAGUCUGCAUUGCGGUUAGAACAAGCUCAAAGAGAAAACGUUGCACGUUACGAGCUAGCUCAACGAGAGGCGAUCGAGAAAGACUCAAGAAUUCAAACGCUCGAGAAAACCUUGGAGAAAGAAAGGGAUAAAUCGAAAUCUAAAAUCGAUAAAGACAGGACGGCUUUGAUGGAGCUGCUGCAAAAAGCAACCACGGAAAAACAACGAUUUCUCGAAGACCUGCAGGCAGUGAAACAAGAAAACGAGCAACUACGACAGUUGCAGCAAAUCCAAGGAGCUGAGACUAGCACCACCAUCAUAAACGCGGAGGCGAGCUCUAAAACUUUUUCUGCGACAGUUGAACAACUGAAUGAUAUGGCUGCCGAGCUUACUCCAGCACCAGUUGUCGCAGCCCCUGAGCACGAAACUUCUACAACACCACCAGUUGCCAACGUGCCUCCUCCGGCUGUGCUAGCUCCGGCUUCGGCUCCAGCUCCGGCUCCGGCUCCGGCUCCGGCUCCAACUCCGACUCCGACUCCUCCUCCAGUCCCCAUGCAUCUAAGCAUAGUGAGGCCGUCGGUUCCGUUCCCAAGAGCUGUACAACGGCCGCCAUCAGCACCUAUUCUGGAUGAUAAGUUGAGGGCAAUGCAAGCGCUUCGUGCAAGUAUCAUCGAGAAAGAGAAAUUCCAAACCCAAACUCGUCGCUCUGGGAGGCGUAUAAUCCGGCCUAGGAUGGAGACUUCCAGCCAAUCCGACUCUGCAGCGGAAGCUGUGGAAUCCUCGUUGGACGCGGCUGGCGAAGGGACUUCCGAGGCCGAGGGCGAGACUGCUCGAGUUCCUGACGCGGUGGUGGAGAAUGACAUGAACGCACUAGUGGCAAUACCUAUGGAGAUUGCGGUGCCUGCUGGUCACAAGAGAACGUCGUCAGAGAGCUUGGACACCGAGAACAUACAGCAGCAAGACUCUAGAAACGAAGUCUUGCCACCUUUAAAGAAGGCCAGGAACGACGAGCCAGCCACAGAGCCAGAAGUGGACGCUGCUACUACGACUGCAGUGGAGGAACCAAAGCUCCAGGAACUUGAUGAAGAGCAGCAGGAGUUACCGUCGCUGGAGGGCGCUGAUCUUGCCGCAGACAUUGCCGCUCCUCAGAGGCGGGUCCGUUUCUCUCGUCCGGAGUCUUUGCUAGAUGACUUUGAUGGAAGUGGCAGCAAGCUCAAGGAGAAGUCGCCAGAGCUGCAGCUAGCGCAGGGAAGUUCUUCCGGGACAGCGGACGAGCCAGUCAUUGAGAUCUCUGAGCCGAAGUCGCCUGUAAUGUUCGAGUUCCAAGUGGACGUGGAACCGGAGCAAAAGGAGACAACAGAGGCAGGAGAAGCGACGGGUAACGAGAACGACAACGGGAUGAGUCUAGACGUGGAAGACGGCGAGAUUUCACUUGGAACUGUGGAGGAGGCUGGAACAGAAGGAGAGUUUGAGAUGGAAGACGUCAAAGAGCAGGAAGAGCUUGGCAAAGACGCAGGUCAGGAGACGACUUCCACCGAGAUGGCGGCCGAGACUUCUUUCGAGCAAGGAGAGGCUGCCGGAAUGGCUGAAGCUGAAAGACCAAACCCAGGAGCAGUAACAGGAGGAGUAACAACACCACCAACAGGAGGAUUGUCGGGAGGAACACCACCAGCACCAGCAGUGACAAGCACCACUAUAAACUUGAACGAGAGGGCCCGGGAAAGAGCUAAGGAGAGAAAGCGGAGUGCUGCGUCUCCUUCGUCCCCAGAAGCACUGAGGAACCGGGUUGUCCGAGCACCGAAAACUAACAAGGGCGGCAGAGGCAGGGGUGGUAGAGGGAACCAGUGAAGUUCGUCAAGCAUUUCGCUUCUAAAAGGGCUAGCCAGUUAGUUCUCUGAGGACUAAAAUUCUCCUAAAUGUUGUGAGUUAAAUAAUUUCUAUCGUAGUAAAAAAACCUAUAAUUUAUGUUUUAAAUAAAUUUUUAGGGUGUAACUUA